Molecule: messenger RNA, 3413 nt
Organism: Tachyglossus aculeatus (Australian echidna)
Lineage: Eukaryota; Metazoa; Chordata; Mammalia; Monotremata; Tachyglossidae
Gene: MMD2
Product: monocyte to macrophage differentiation associated 2
Exons: 10
Coding region: 276-1121 (281 amino acids)
Cellular component (GO): membrane
Molecular function (GO): pore-forming activity
Source: RefSeq, a predicted model, not a curated record
GAUGCCUGAUUCCAGGUGUCAAGGAAAAAACUGGAGGAGAGGAAAUGGAAGCAACACAUGUUUAAGCAACACGGGCAUCCAGCACACUGUCUACAUCUGCCCUGCCUCUUCCCUGAAGACACUCAGAAUUCUAUGUUGAAUGAAAAGAAAGGAAGAAUCUGAUAUUCAGGAAAACGGAGAUCUCCGGGGAAGUUCCACGUCUUUUAUCAGGCUUUUUUAUGGAACAACCCCAGGACCAUUUUACCUGAUGAUUACAGCCAGCAUCCCUACUGAUAAUGCUGAGACAAAUAACAGAGAUCUACAAAAACUGGGACAAGACGUCACCAGGAGAUGAGCCUGCCGAGUGGUUUCCUUCUUCUCUUGGACCGAAGCAGAAUUCUGAUGGAACUGCCAAGAUGUUCACGUGCAGACUCCUGGAUUUUCAAAAGACAAAAUAUGCAAGGUUCAUGAAUCACAGGGUUCCACCGAACAAGAGGUACCAGCCUACAGAAUAUGAACACGCAGCUAACUGUGCUACCCAUGCCUUCUGGAUAAUUCCCAGCAUCCUUGGCAGUUCCAUCCUUUACUUUCUGUCUGAUGACCACUGGGAAACAGUUUCAGCUUGGAUCUAUGGGUUUGGUCUGUGUGGCCUCUUCGUUGUCUCCACCAUCUUCCACAUCAUCUCCUGGAAGAAGAGACACCUCAGGACCGUGGAGCAUUGUCUGCAUAUGUUUGAUCGGAUGGUGAUAUAUUUCUUCAUCGCUGCAUCAUAUGCCCCCUGGCUCAACUUGCGGGAGUUGGGCCCCUGGGCCUCUCACAUGCGCUGGAUUAUCUGGAUUAUGGCCAGUGUUGGGACCGUCUACGUCUUCUUCUUCCAUGAGAGGUACAAACUUGUGGAACUCCUGUGCUAUGUUGUAAUGGGAUUUUUUCCUGCUCUGGUUAUCCUCUCUAUGCCCAACAGAGAUGGAAUCUUGGAGCUGAUGGCUGGAGGAAUCUUUUACUGCUUCGGGAUGCUGUUCUUCAAGAGCGAUGGACGGAUUCCCUUUGCUCAUGCCAUCUGGCAUCUCUUUGUGGCAUUUGGAGCAGGCACCCACUAUUAUGCUAUUUGGAGAGAAAUGUCUCAUUACAGAUCCCACCAUUAAUGUCUUCUGGGAAAGGAGAAACGUAGGGACUUUAUGUGUAAAGACUGUGAUUCCAAGGUCCUGAAAAGUUUUGGAACAGCAUAACUCACCUCCAGUGAGGAAGCUGAGCCCAGUGCUCACGAAAGCAACUAGAGUCCAAGACUCCUGCUGCUCCGGUCUUGGAAUUGUCCCUGAAUUUGAAAAGAACAAACGACCUCAGGUAGAAUUACGUUGUCCCUUGGUGGUUCUAAUCAGAGCAGAAUAACACCCGAGCAGGAGUUUUUGCUGCUGUCUGGUUGGGGAGGUUGCCCAGAUCUGUUGAGACCAAGCAAAAAAUGACUGCCACUUGGUUUUCUUUGAGAUAGCUAACACUGUUCUCUUCCUCCAGUCUUUAGAUAACACCAUUGAAGAGGGACAUCUUCUCCCUGAAAGAACCUUGCUAUCCCCUGAGGAGAUUAAGGUUCCUUCUCAGUAUUUGUGCCAGUUUGUCCCUCUAUGCUGCUGGGAGGUUUUGGGUAGAUUCAAAAGAAAACAUGCAGUCAGUGAUAUAGAAGCAUUUGAGGCCUGUGGAUAAGAGCUGCAGGAUGACUUCAACCAGGUCUGAAAUGUUCUGGGUGGGAAAUUGUGGGUAAAUCUUUCUAGCAGUGGUUGCUGCCUUAGUUUUAAGUUUUUAUUGUCAUAAGAUGAAUGGUAACGAGAGUCUCCUAACUGGGCUAGGAAGUUACUAGUAACCUGCACUUCCACACCAUAUUUUAGGUUUGUAAUAACAACCCUCAGAUAUUUGAGGUCUCUUGUUCUCAAAUGGCAAUAAGUUCUUCGCUUUUAAACAGCUGUUUUUAAAAAGUCAACACUACCUUCGAGACUGAAUGUAAAAAUCAUCUAUCCUGACAGAGCCUCUAGAUGCAAAAAAUGCUCUGAAAUCCAGACAGAAAAAUCUUCCAGAUAUUGGCUGCCAUCAUCCAAUUUCAUGAGCUAGCUUCUGUAUUGCUGUAAUACCUCAUGUGGCAACUAGAAGGAAUGGGGAGCCGCACCCAGAGAACCUGGACCCCAGCAUCCUUCGAAGAUUUAAUCUAACGCUCCUUGUUCUUGGUCUCCAAAUUGGAGAACUCAGCGUCAACAAAGCCUUAUACCUAAUUACACUUGAAUACAUUCCAGGAUUAUUUCAAGUCUCUGAACUCUGGAAUCCCUUUUUUAUCUAAGCCAGUAUUAAGUAUUCUUGACACAUUCCAAGUAGAUAAGGGUCCAGGGCUCAGAGAAACGUUUGUGAUACACUUUGUUCUUCAUUCUCUAUUAUUUUUUUUCCUGCCAUUGGUCAGCAGAGAGCUCUCAGUUUACAGUCAGUGGCUGAUCUUCCCCAGAUGAGGAAAAUAAGUCAACUCAACUCAAUUUAUCCACCUCGUGGGAUCCAGAUUCACUCCAUGGCGGUGGUGUUUGGUCUGGGAGCAGAAAGAGGAGCCUAAUAUGAGAUUUUUAGGGAAGGUAAAAGCUAGAUUGGAUUCCUUUCACUUAGUAGAUUCUUUGCAUCCCUGGGCAUUAACCCCUGAUUGUCAGAGAUGUUCAGCAUCCUGUUUGUCCAUUCACCAUGAUAGAAAUCUUUUUAUUGCCAAACAUAUUUUCUCUUUCACCUUAAUGAAUGAGAAGUUAUCCCUGGCCAGUCCAGACUAUGGAUUGAAAGGGAGCCAACAUCAGAAUAAUUUUUAUUAAGCAUCUACCAAACAUGGCACUGUGCUAGGCAUCAGUGCUUAGAACAGUGCAUUGCACAUAGUAAGCGCUUAACAAAUACCAUUAUUAUUAUUUAAUAAUUAGACUAAAAUGAAAUCUAAUCCUCUUUUUAAAAUUACAACUUAAAAUGACAAAAAUAUGGGAGUACAGAAGUUUUGUAAUAAAAGGUUGCAGGGGCUUGGACAAACUAUGGGAUAGCAUUAAAGGUCUCCAGGCUAAUUUCCCACUUGUUUCCCAAUUGGGACAAUAUGAUUUUUCACUUUUCAUAAGUAGCUAGUUACACAUUGUCCCACUUAUUCCAUCAGGGUAGGUGCUGCACCUUUUGGAAUCACGUGACCAUGGAUUCCAGGGUGACAUAAAUUGCCUUGUUUCUAUUUCGUGGGUUGGUGGCUGGGCAACUACUUUUAAAAUAAGCGAAUUUAAAACAGUCUCCCAUUUCCCCAUCUCUUGUAUGGUCCCAAGUCAGAUGACAGCAAGUAAAUGAUUCGAGAAGAUGGACCAGUAGUUUGGGGGCUUGAGGUAUUUUGUUUGUUUAUGGUAUUUGUUAAGCGCUUACUAUGUACCAGGCAUUGUUCUAAGCACUGGGGUAGA